UGGAGCCCGGCGACGACGGUGGCCUCCAGCGGCGUGUCACCCUACCAGCGGCUACUAGAUGCGCUGACCAACGACAUCCGAUGGCAGAAGGACGUGGAUCUGGGAAGGAGGGUGGGCUUCUACCGCUUCCGCGGAGAACUUGGCACCGGCAACUUCUCCCAGGUCAAGGUGGCCGUCCACUGUCUCGUCAAAGAGAAAGUGGCAGUGAAGAUCCUGGACAAGAGCAAGAUGGACGCCAAGACGCAGCGCAUGCUGUCUCGCGAGAUAGCCAGCAUGGAGUCCCUCCACCAUCCGCACGUGAUCCGGCUGUACGAGGUGAUCGAGACACUCAGCAGGGUGCACCUGGCGCUAGAGUUCGCGCCAGGGGGCGAGCUCUUCCAGAAGAUCACCAGCGACGGCCGCUACCCCGAAGAAGAGGCGCGCAUCGUGUUCGCGCAAGUCGCCUCCGCCAUCAACCACAUGCACGAGCUGAACAUCGUGCAUCGGGACAUCAAGGCGGAGAACGUGUUCAUCGCCGGCCACAACCUGGUCAAGGUGGGCGACUUCGGCUUCAGCACGCAGCUGCGCUCCCGCGAAGAGGCACUGAGCACCUUCUGCGGCUCGCCGCCGUAUGCGGCGCCCGAGCUGUUCCGGGACGAGAGCUAUGCGGGUCCCUGCGUGGACGUGUGGGCCCUGGGAGUGCUCCUCUACUUCGUGGUGACGGCCUGCAUGCCCUUCCGGGCGCAGACGGUGGCCGCGCUCAAGAAGCUCAUCCUCGAGGGUCACUACACGCUGCCCGAGUACCUGUCCGAGCAGUGCAAGAAGCUCAUCGCCUCAAUACUGCAGGUGUGCCCGCAAGACCGUCCCACCGUGGCGGACAUCGGGCGCUCCGAGUGGCUCCGGGGCCAGCGACUUCCCGAGGGCUACGCCCGCUACAACAUGUACCCGACGCUCGACCCGGAGGCCACCGUCACCGAGGAAGAGCUCGAGGCCCGCGCGCACCUGCGCGAACUGGGCAUCGGCGAGGACCUGAUGCGCGACUGCGCCGACAAGGGCGCCCGCAGCGCCGUCACGGGCGCCUACCGCAUCGUGCUGCACAAGAUACAGACGGCCACGACCGCGGCCCUCGACAACAUGGAUAGCGAGUCGGCGGGCACGGCCACGGGAACACCGUCGCCCGGCACGCACAAGGCCGACCGCGUCUCCCUGGGCCCGGACAGGCUGUUCUCGGUCAAGAACCGAAAGUCCAGAGCGUGUGUUGUGCUAUGAGGGCGUUGUUUUCUUUUCAAAAAGCUCCGCCGCUAAAGCGGCCUUGACAACUGCACUGGUCCAUCAACUCGCGCCUGAAAACGGCAUGCGCCAAAGUGACAAUUUUUCCAUCCGGGCAAGACAUUCACAGAUAUUCCGUUCACUUAAGAGUGAGAAGGAGAUCGCGUGCCAACUUGGAGCACUUGUUUCUUGUUUUUUU
This is a messenger RNA of Rhipicephalus sanguineus (brown dog tick), 1447 nucleotides long. Its product is annotated as serine/threonine-protein kinase NIM1. The coding region runs from base 229 to 1248 and encodes 339 amino acids. The record is from RefSeq and is a predicted model, not a curated record. Gene Ontology annotation, molecular function: tau-protein kinase activity; protein serine/threonine kinase activity; ATP binding. Gene Ontology annotation, cellular component: cytoplasm. Lineage: Eukaryota; Metazoa; Arthropoda; Arachnida; Ixodida; Ixodidae. Gene Ontology annotation, biological process: protein phosphorylation; microtubule cytoskeleton organization; intracellular signal transduction. The transcript is spliced from 4 exons.